ACCCCACUGAAGAGGAAGAGGAGAAGCCAAAGUUCAAGCCCACCGCCCCAAAAAUCCCAGAGGGUGAGAAAGUGGACUUUGAUGACAUCCAGAAGAAACGUCAGAACAAGGAUCUGAUGGAGCUGCAGGCCCUGAUCGAUGCUCACUUUGAGCACAGGAAGAAGGAGGAGGAGGAGCUGAUCGCCCUCAAGGAGAGGAUUGAGAAGCGUCGUGCCGAGAGGGCCGAGCAGCAGAGGGUCCGCACUGAGAAGGAAAAGGAGCGCCAGGCCAGACGUGAGGAAGAGAGGCGGAUCAGGGAGGAGGCUGAUGCCAAGAAGAAGGCAGAUGAGGAUGCCAAGAAGAAGUCGGCUCUGUCCAGCAUGGGCUCCCAGUACAGCAGUCACCUGCAGAGAGCUGACCAGAAGAGAGGAGGAAAGAAAGAGACUGAGAGGGAGAAGAAGAAGAAGAUCCUGGCCGCCAGGCGCAAGGCGCUGAACAUCGACCAUCUGAACGAGGAAAAGCUGAAGGAAAAGAUAAAAGAGCUGCAUGACUGGAUGACCCAGCUGGAGUCUGAGAAGUUCGACCACACGGAGAGACUGAAGAGGCAGAAGUACGAGCAGCAAGAAGGGAGCCGCCCGCCGCAGAAAGUAGAUCAACUCGGCCCGCCAGUGCCCAGAAACCAAACCAGGAUCAUCUCGGACACACGCCUGAUGAAGCAAUGCACGCUGUGGCAAAGGUCUUAGCUCAGAAGAAGCCUGUAAUGCUGAGGUUUACCCUGCAGCCAACCAACCACACUAUGAAACAUGCAACCAGGAGCCUUUAGCUGCUCUUCAGUAGGAAUAAAAACCAUUAAACUUUGUUGCCGUCACGCUUCCUCACCCUGGACUGUUUGGUUCUCAGUAUUUUUGUAAAUAAAGUGUGACACUUCAAGCCAUGUC
Molecule: messenger RNA, 917 nt
Organism: Pelmatolapia mariae (spotted tilapia)
Lineage: Eukaryota; Metazoa; Chordata; Actinopteri; Cichliformes; Cichlidae
Product: troponin T, fast skeletal muscle isoforms-like
Exons: 9
Coding region: 117-722 (201 amino acids)
Biological process (GO): sarcomere organization; muscle contraction; regulation of muscle contraction
Cellular component (GO): troponin complex
Molecular function (GO): troponin C binding; tropomyosin binding; troponin I binding
Source: RefSeq, a predicted model, not a curated record